UUCUGUCACAGUCCACUUCCUGGUGUGAUUUCUUGUGGGCAACUCGACGCCGCAUCAAAGAUGUCUUUUAUCAUCAGAGAUUCUGUUCAGUAAUAUUGUGAACCAACAAUAUAUAAUUUGCACAGAGGGUCGCUGGAGAGCUGGUGGUAGUUGUCGCGAGCAGUGUUGUCACUCUCGGCGCACUACGCACCGUUUGCUCUCCCUAUGCUAACUGGGCUCCCCAGUGCUAACUAGCUCACAUUGUAAAUAUUAGCUAGCUGAGCUAGCAGCCGAACAUUUGAUUGAUAAAAUGGCUACCAUGGAGAAAUUGAUGAAGGCCUUUGAGUCUCUGAAGUCAUUCCAGCAACAACAGGGACCACCGACUGCAGAGGAGCUUGUCCUGAGGCAGAAAAAGGAACAGGCCACUACCAAGAAGGACAGAGUAACACACUGUUUGACAAUAUGUGAAAACAUAGUGGCUCAGUCACUAAGCAGAACAUCUCCAGAGUUUCAGAAACUUUUGGGGAUUGCUAUGGAGAUGUUUCUACUCUGCAGCGAUGACUGUGAAUCUGAUGUGCGGAUGGUUGCUGAUGAGUGCCUAAACAAAAUUAUCAAAGCACUGAUGGACUCCAAUUUGCCCAGAUUGCAACUGGAGCUUUAUAAAGAAAUCAAAAAGAAUGGUGCCUCUCGGAGCCUGAGGGCAGCAUUGUGGAGGUUUGCUGAGCUGGCCCACCUCAUUAGACCACAGAAGUGCAGACCUUAUCUAGUCAACCUGCUGCCGUGCCUCACGAGAAUUACCAAGCGCCAAGAAGAAACCGUUCAAGAGACACUGGCUUCAGCAAUGCCCAAGAUCAUGCUGGCCUUGGGACAUUUUGCUAAUGAUAGUGAAAUAAAGGUGUUGCUCAAGUCAUUUGUGGCAAACCUUAAGUCAAACUCGCCUACCAUUCGAAGGACAGCAGCGAGCUCAGCAGUCACUGUCUGCCAACACUCCAGACGUACUACCUAUUUCAACACCUGGCUCCUAAAUGUGCUGCUGGGUCUUGUGGUUCCUGUGGACGAAGAGCACCCGACUCAUCUCAUUCUGGGUGUCCUGUUAACUCUCCGUUACUUGAUACCCCUCCUCCUUCAGCAAGUGAAUACAUCCAGCAUCAAGGGAAGUUUUGGAGUCACAAAGAAAGAGGCAGAUGUGCAGCCAACACCUGAACAACUGUUACAGGUGUAUGAACUUACCUUACACUACACUCAACACUGGGAUCACAAUGUGGUCACAGCAGCUUUGGAGCUCCUGCAGCAGACCUUGCGGACUCCACCCCCAGAGCUUUUGCACAUGCUCAUCACCGCAGGCAGCAUACCCCACGCCACUGUGUUUCGCCAGGACACUGAUAGCCGUGCACGAUCUGGCAGCAUUCUCGAACUCAUUGGAAAAAUGAUCUCUGGAGAAGAGGAUGGGUUAGAGGAUGAAGCUGAGAAAAAUGACGUCACCACCGGCAACUUUUCAACUUCAGCUGCUGAUGGCUCUUCUACAGGCCAAGUGGACAUCAUCACAGAACAGCCCCGCUCCUCGCAGCACACCCUCCAGCCCGGUGACUCUGUGGACCUCAGUGCGUCCUCAGAACAGGGUGGCAGCGGUGGGACCCCUGAAUCUCCCAAUGACAAUGAGGAGGAAAUGCUCAGCAGAAGCUCUAGUGGUGGAGCCAACAUCACUCCAGAGACUGCAGAUUACACCACCCCUGAGAAUGUCACACCAGAGGGGCCAUUAGGGAAUGGAGGAGCGCUUUUAGGCACCAACGAUCAAUCGCUUCCUCCCAGUGACUCGUCCCAAACGACCACAGAGGGGCCCGACUCGGCGGUCACUCCCUCAGAUGUAGCAGAACUGGUGUUGGAUGGCAGUGAGAGCCAGUACUCUGGGAUGCAAAUAGGAACUCUACAGGACGAAGAGGAAGAAGGAGCAGCCACAGUCUCCCAGGAAGAGCAGCAGCAGGAGCCCUUUCUGCAGUCAGCUUUGGCUCUGAGUAAGCCUCACCUUUUUGAAGGUCGUGGUCACAACCGUCAGGGUUCAGACAGUAGCGUGGAGCGCUUUUUACCAAAAGAGGAACUAACUGAACCUGAGCCUGACAACAAGCCAUCUCGGAUAAAGGGUCAAAUCGGACAUUAUACAGAUCAAGAUAAGGAACCUGUAGUUCACUGUGUUAGGCUUCUUGCAGCUUCCUUCUUGUUAAAUGGACAAAAGAAAGGCCUUAUACCUGACAAAGAGGUACGAGUGAGUGUGAAAGCCCUGGCUAUCAGCUGUGUGGGGGCGGCUGCUGCUCUACAUCCUGCCGCUUUCUUCAACUCCCUCUACUUGGAACCGCUGGACGGCAUCCCAAUAGAAGGUAGAGGUGCAGUAUUAUUUAGAGAGCAACAGUACAUCAGUGAUGUGCUUUGCCUCAUCGACCAUGGGGACCCUCAAAUCCGAGGGGCCACUGCAAUCCUUUGUGGAGCCAUUAUCCACACAGCUCUCACCAAAACCCGUUAUAACAUACACAGCUGGCUGGCCAGUGUACAAAGUGUAACAGGUAACCGUCUGUCCCUGGUGGACAUGGUACCUUUGAUCCAAAAAACAUUAAAGGAUGAAUCGUCUGUCACCUGUAAGAUGGCUUGUUCUGCAGUGCGACACUGUGUAAUGACCAUUUGUAAGAGUACCCUGAGUGAGCUCGGACUUCAGCUGCUGAUUGACCUGCUGUGUCUCAAGGACUCUUCUUAUUGGCUUGUUCGAACUGAGUUAUUGGAGACAAUGGCUGAUAUUGAUUUCAGAAUAAUUAACUUCUUAGAGAUGAGAACUGAAGCUUUGCAUAAAGGAAAUCAUCACUACACUGGGAGAUUGGUGUUGCAGGAGAGGGUCCUACAUGAUGUGGUCAUCUGUCUUUUGGGAGAUGAUGACCCCAGAGUGCGGCAUGUUGCAGCUUCAAUUGUUAGCAGGCUUGUUGCCCGAUUGUUUUAUGACUGUGACCAGGGUCAGGCUGAUCCAGUUGUUGCUGUUGCCCGAGACCAGAGUUCAGUGUAUUUACAACUGUUAAUGCAUGAAACACAGCCUCCCUCCCAACUUACCGUCAGCACAAUCACAAGGACAUACAGGGGCUAUAAUCUGUCUAAUACAGUUCCUGACAUCACCCUGGAGAACAACUUGUCCAGAGUCAUCACUGCAGUGUCACACGCAUUUACCACGUCUACCUCUAGAGCCCUUACAUUUGGCUGUUGUGAGGCUUUAUGCCUUAUGGCUUCAGCCUAUCCUGUGUGUAACUGGAGCACAGGCUGGCACUGUGGUUAUGUGAGCGCUGGAUCCAGUCUUGCUUCUCGGGCCAGUCUAAACCGCAGCAGGGGCCGGGCCCAUAGUUUUUCACACUCCAGCCAUACGCCCGCAUCAUCAUCUGCACCAGACACAGAAAAGAAAACUUUGGUCAUGGGAGUGGCUAGCAUGGUGCUGUCCUUGCUCUCCUCGGCCUGGUUUCCUUUGGAUCUCUCUGCACACCAAGAUGCACUUUUACUUGCUGGCAAUUUGCUUGCUGCUGUGUCACCUAAAUGUAUGCGUAACCCCUGGUCAGGUGAGGAGGAAGGAGGUAAUUCAAAUGUUAGUGCUGGGCCUAAUAAGAUGGAGGAACCCUGGGCUGCGCUAUCAGAGCGCCCUCUUGUGGUUAUGGUGGAACAACUGUUCUCUCAUUUACUGAAACUACUCAACAUCUGCGCACAUGUGCUAGAUGACACUCCACCUGGUCCAGCAGUAAAGGCCACCCUUCCAUCAUUAACAAACACCCCAUCCUUGAGUCCCAUUCGCAGGAAGGGAAAAGAGAAGGACGUAUCUGAUCCUAGCGUGGCACCCAUGAGCCCAAAGAAAAGCACUGAAACCAGCACAGGACGACCACCAGAUAACACUGGAUCAACAGCAGUCAGUAAAUCUACAACUCUUGGUAAUUUCUACCAUCUGCCAACCUACCUCAAGCUCUAUGAUGUCCUGAAAGCCACAUACACAAAUUACAAGGUUACACUUGAUCUACACAGUAACCAGGAGAAGUUUGGCUGUUUUCUACGCUCUACCUUGGAUGUUUUGUCACAGCUAUUAGAACUGGCAACUCUGCAUGAUAUUGGCAAGUGUGUUGAGGAAAUUUUGGGCUACCUGAAAUCCUGCUUCUCCAGAGAACCAACCAUGUCCACUGUUUGUGUACAGCAGUUGCUGAAAACUCUUUUUGGCACCAACCUGGCCUCUCAAUAUGAGGGCGUUCUGAGUGGACCCAGUCGGACUCAAGGGAAAGCUCUCCGUUUGGGGUCUUCCAGCCUUCGGCCUGGCCUCUACCAUUACUGCUUCAUGGCCCCCUAUACGCACUUCACCCAGGCACUGGCUGAUGCUAGCCUACGCAACAUGGUGCAGGCUGAGACGGAGCAGGACACAUCUGGAUGGUUUGAUGUCAUGCAAAAGGCAUCAAAUCAGCUCAAGUCCAACAUAGCUAAUGCAACACGCCAUAGAGGAGACAAGAGUGCCAUUCACAAUCACAUUCGGCUGUUUGAGCCACUGGUGAUUAAAGCUUUAAAGCAGUACACCACAAGCACCUCUGUCUCACUGCAGAGACAGGUGCUGGACCUGCUCGCCCAACUGGUACAACUCCGAGUCAACUACUGCCUCCUGGAUUCAGAUCAAGUGUUUAUUGGAUUUGUCCUGAAACAGUUUGAGUACAUUGAAGUUGGACAGUUUAGGGAUUCAGAGGCCAUCAUCCCAAAUAUAUUUUUCUUUCUUGUACUUCUGUCGUAUGAGCGAUACCACUCCAAGCAGAUCAUCAGCAUCCCUAAAAUUAUCCAAUUGUGUGAUGGGAUUAUGGCUAGUGGGAGAAAAGCUGUGACCCAUGCUAUCCCUGCAUUGCAGCCCAUCGUCCAUGACCUUUUUGUUUUGAGAGGCUCCAAUAAAGCUGAUGCAGGAAAAGAGCUUGAUAUUCAGAAGGAAGUGGUUGUGUCCAUGCUGCUCAGGCUCAUUCAAUACCACCAGGUGUUGGAGAUGUUUAUCCUUGUGCUCCAACAAUGUCACAAAGAAAAUGAGGAUAAGUGGAAAAGACUGUCACGGCAGAUUGCAGAUGUCAUUCUUCCGAUGAUCGCAAAGCAGCAGAUGCAUUUGGACUCCCCAGAGGCACUGGGUGUUCUGAAUACUCUCUUUGAGUCAGUUGCUCCCUCUUCUCUGAGACCAGUGGACAUGCUGUUGAAGAGUAUGUUUACCACUCCGGUUACAAUGACUUCAGUAGCCACAGUCCAGUUGUGGGUGUCUGGUAUCCUGGCUGUGCUGAGGGUACUAGUAUCUCAGUCCACAGAAGACAUUGUACUGUCCCGAGUCCAUGAACUCUCCCUAUCCCCUCAUCUCCUGUCCUGCCAAACCAUCACUCGCCUGCAUCAGCAAAGUACCUCCACAAAUGACCCACCAUCUGAAACACCUGCCACCCAGGAACCUAAUGGUGACACUCAAAAAACUCUCCCAGAAGAAACCUUUGCCAGGUUUCUGUUGCAGUUGGCUGGAGUUUUACUCGAUGACAUUUCAACCCGUCAGAUCAAAGUGGACAUUACUGAGCAGCAGCACACCUUCUAUUGCCAGCAGCUGGGCACACUCCUAAUGUGCCUUAUACAUAUAUUUAAAAGCGGGAUGUUUCGGAGGAUCACAGCUGCAGCCAGUCGGCUCUUGAAGGGUGAGAGCGGAGGUACACAGUCUGAAAGCUGUGAGUUUUACCAGCUGGAGGGACUGAACAGCAUGGUCCAAAGCCUCAUCACGACCCACCCCUCCCUCGUGCUGCUAUGGUGCCAGGUUCUGCUCAUCAUCGAUUACACAAACUACACCUGGUGGUCAGAGGUGCACCAGACACCCAAGAGACAGAGUCUAUCCUGCACAAAGCUGCUGAGUCCUCGCAGCUCAGGUGAAGGUGAAGAGGACAAGCCUGAAUCAAGGUUGGCUAUGGUCAACAGAGAGAUUGUACGAAGGGGAACCCUCAUCUUGUUCUGUGAUUAUGUGUGUCAAAACCUCCAUGACUCAGAGCACCUGACCUGGCUGAUUGUUAAUCAUGUGCGAGACCUGAUCAGCCUUUCUCAUGAGCCUCCAGUGCAAGAUUUUAUCAGUGCUGUUCAUCGUAAUUCUGCUGCCAGUGGCCUCUUUAUUCAGGCCAUCCAGUCACGCUGUGACAAUCUCUCUACUCCCACCAUGUUGAAGAAAACUCUGCAGUGUUUGGAGGGGAUCCACUUGAGUCAAUCUGGAUCUCUGCUGAUGCUGUAUGUGGACAAGCUGCUCAGUACUCCAUAUCGAGUGCUGGCCCGUAUGGUGGACACCCUGGCCUGUCGCAGGGUUGAGAUGCUGCUCGCUGAAACACUACAAAACAGCAUAGCUCAGCUCCCUGUGGAAGAGCUCAAUAGGAUUCAGGAGUAUCUUCAAAGCAGUGGGCUUGCUCAGAGGCAUCAGAGGUUCUACUCUCUGCUGGACAGGUUUAGGGCCACUGUUACCGACAGCAACAGCCCAGUCCCACCUGUGACGUCACACCCCUUAGAUGGGGAUCCUCCACCUUCACCAGAAUUAGUAAUAGCAGAUAAGGAAUGGUAUGUAGCCUUGGUGAAUUCACAGUGUUGUCUCUGUGGAGAUGUGUCUUUGCUGGAGACAACAGAACUUCUUACUAAACUACCUCCACCAGAUCUCUUGAACGUAAUGACCUGCAAGGAAUUCAAUCUCAGUCUGUUAUGUCCAAGUAUAAGUUUGGGAAUUCACCGGUUAACACGAGGUCAAGGGACACUUCUGCUAGAGACGGCAUUGCAGGUUACCUUUGAUCAACUUGCUGAGGUCACGCGGUCACUUCCUUCUCCGCACCAGUCUUUCCUGCCUCCCUCUCAGCCUCCGCCCUACUGGGAAUCUCUAGCCACUAUGUUUGAUGAGCCUGGCUUCUUCCCAAAGGUUUUGUCGCUGUGCAGAGCUCUCUCACAGUACAUGUUGAAUGUCAGUCAGCUGCCUUCCUCCCUUCACAUUUCUGUGGAAAAGGAGCAUCUCAUCACUGCUUUUACCUGUACUGCAACAGAGGUGAUAGUUUGGCGUCUGCUACAGGACCAGCUGCCUCUCAGUGUGGACCUCCAGUGGGCUCUGGCCUGUCUAUGUCUAGCAUUACAACAGCCAUGUGUUUGGAACAAGCUUUCUACAUCAGAGUACACCACACAUACCUGCUCUCUUAUUCACUGUCUGCGCCUCAUCAUUGUUGCAGUGGCAGUGAAACCUGGUGACCAGCUUUUGUAUUCUGAGAAAAGACCCAAGGUGGAAGAGGAUGGAGAUGAAGUAGACUCCCCUCAUGCAAACCACCUGCGUGAAUGGCAAUCAUGUGAGAUAAUGGGAGAACUGGUCGAAGGUCUCCGGAGUGUCCUUACAUUGGGCCACCAUAGAAACAGUGCAAUUCCAAUCUUUCUUACUCCAACUCUGCGCAACAUUGUGAUCAGUCUAUCUCGACUGCCUUUGGUUAACAGUUACACCAGAGUUCCUCCACUGGUUUGGAAAUUGGGCUGGUCCCCUCAGCGGGGUGGAGAGUUUGGCACAAGCUUACCAGAGAUUCCAGUGGAUUUCCUGCAGGAGAAGGAUGUCUUCAGAGAGUUUCUCUACCGCAUCAACACACUGGGUUGGAGCAGUCGGACCCAAUUUGAAGAGACAUGGGCCACUCUGCUGGGGGUGCUGGUCACUCAACCCAUCACUAUGGACCAGGAGGAGGAGACACAACAAGAGGAGGACUUGGAGCGUACCCAGUUGAAUGUGUUGGCUGUUCAGGCCAUCACCAGCCUGGUGCUGAGUGCUAUGACCCUGCCUACAGCUGGAAACCCUGCGGUGAGCUGUCUGGAACAACAGCCGCGCAACAAGAGCCUCAAGGCCUUAGAGACACGAUUUGGGAGAAAGCUUGCAGUGAUCAGAGGAGAAGUGGAGAGGGAGAUUCAGGCUCUUGUGUCGAAGAGGGACAAUGUUCACACACAUCACCCUUACCACGCAUGGGACCCUGUGCCCUCACUCUCUGCUGCCUCAACAGCAGGGACUCUAAUUAGCCAUGAAAAACUGUUGCUGCAGAUCAACACAGAGCGGGAAAUGGGAAACAUGGACUACAAAUUAGGACAGGUCUCAAUCCAUUCAGUUUGGCUUGGCAACAAUAUCACCCCGCUCAGAGAAGAGGAGUGGGGAGAAGAUGAAGAAGAUGAGCCUGACACUCCAGCUCCCACGUCCCCACCGCUGUCUCCCAUCAAUUCCAGGAAGCACAGAGCUGGCGUGGACAUCCAUUCCUGUUCCCAGUUUCUGCUUGAGCUUUAUAGUCAGUGGCUCAUCCCAGGCUCACCCAACAACAGAAGGAUCCCUACCAUACUAAUUAGUGAAGUAGUCCGAUCGCUUCUGGCAGUAUCAGAUCUUUUUACGGAGAGAAAUCAAUUCGACAUGAUGUUCUCAACUCUAAUGGAACUACAGAAGCUCCACCCACCAGAAGAUGAGAUCCUCAACCAAUACUUGGUUCCUGCUAUCUGCAAAGCAGCUGCUGUAUUGGGCAUGGAUAAAGUCAUAGCAGAGCCAGUGUGCCGCUUGCUGGAGGCGACACUUCGUAGCACUCACCUGCCCAGUCGAAUGGGGGCUCUUCAUGGGGUUUUGUAUGUGCUGGAGUGUGACCUGCUCGAUGAUACUGCCAAACAGCUCAUCCCCACAGUCUCUGAGUACCUGUUGUCCAAUCUCAGGGCUAUUGCACAUUGCGUACACUUGCACAACCAGCAGCAUGUGUUGGUCAUGUGUGCAGUGGCCUUCUACAUGAUGGAGAAUUACCCUCUGGAUGUAGGCUCGGAGUUCAUGGCGGGAGUAAUACAGCUGUGUGGUGUUAUGGUCUUGGCCAGUGAGGAUUGUACUCCUUCUGUUAUCUACCACUGUGUGCUCCGUGGCCUUGAGCGCCUCCUACUGUCUGAGCAGUUAUCUCGCGUGGAUGCUGAGUCUCUGGUCAAACUCAGUGUAGACCGAGUGAACAUGCCUUCGCCUCACAGAGCCAUGGCGGCACUUGGCCUCAUGCUCACCUGCAUGUACACAGCGGUGCUUGCGUCGGGUUCAGAGGUCACAGGGGUUAGAGGUCAGGUUGACUCUGCCGUAGUGAAGGCGGUGGGCGUCACGGCAGGUCAUGUUGGUUUCUCUUCAGGGAAGGAGAAGGCCAGUCCUGCCGCUCGCCCCGCCCACUCUGACCCGCAGGCUCCAGACAGCGAGUCCAUCAUUGUGGCUAUGGAGAGAGUCUCUGUCCUCUUUGACAGAAUCCGGAAGGGUUUACCCAGUGAGGCCAGGGUAGUGUCUAGGAUUUUGCCCCAGUUUCUGGAUGAUUUCUUUCCACCACAGGAUGUCAUGAAUAAGGUCAUCGGCGAGUUCCUGUCCAAUCAGCAGCCCUACCCACAAUUCAUGGCCACUGUAGUCUACAAGGUUUUCCAGACACUCCAUGCCACAGGACAGUCCUCCAUGGUGCGAGACUGGGUGCUUCUGUCCUUGUCCAACUUCACUCAGAGGACGCCAGUGGCUAUGGCCAUGUGGAGCCUCUCCUGUUUCUUUGUCUCUGCUUCCACCUCACAGUGGAUCUCUGCUCUUCUGCCCCAUGUGAUCAGCAGAAUGGGCUCCAGUGAGGUGGUGGAUGUGAAUCUUUUCUGUCUCGUUGCCAUGGAUUUCUAUCGGCACCAAAUCGAUGAAGAACUGGACCGCCGGGCUUUCCAGUCUGUGUUUGAGACUGUGGCCUCCCCGGGCAGCCCCUACCACCAACUGCUGGGCUGUCUGCAGUCCAUCCAUCAAGACACAUCCCUCUGAGAGCUGGAGGGUAAAAAUGAAAGAAAAAAAAACAACAACUCAUUUGCACCUCACUUGUGCUUGAAGAUGGAUCAGAAUGUGUAUGUAAAUGUGAUCUACUGUAGCCGUGUUUAUUUCACUAUUUCACUAGUCAGUUGAAGCAAAAGGUCCCAAAAAUUCUGAAAAUGCCUCAGCUUAAGGGGAUGUUUCUGCCCCCCUAACAUCAGUGACUCCAGACUAUUUCACAAUACAAGCAUCAGCACCUUUAUUGUGUCUUAACCCUGCACUUUGACAAAGCUUCAUAGAAAUCCACAAAAAUAUUCAGUUACACUGGGUUAAAAAUGCUGGGCUAUAUUUCAAACCAUUUUUAUAUUUUGUUAUUGUCAGAUAAUUUAUGCAAAAUUAUAUUAAUGAAGUGGUGGGGAGAAGUCACCACAGUUAUAAAUGACAAGAUUAUGUACAGAGAGGUAUGUUUUAAAGUAUGUUUUCUCUAUGUAUACAUUUUAGCAGUUCAACCCUUGCAAAGUGGAUUAACACAACUCAUUAUAAAUGGCUAUUUCUGUACUUCUCAGGAUGUAUGUGACUUAUUUACAGUAAUCUAUAUGGAGUGUUGUGUAAAAAGAUUUGUAAAGUAUAUGAAAGCCUUGGUGCAUGAUGAUGUGUGAAGAAAGAUCUUAACUUUAUGACAAUGCAAUGCCAUAUUCCUGUUGUACAACACACCACUUCUUAGAAGUUCACAGAAAGCAAAAAGCAAUGCGUUUUAACAGUGACUUGACCUGUAGCCCAGACAAGAUCUGUGCUGUGUCACUGUACAUACACUUGCCUUAGCAAAAGACUAAAAAUGUAUGUCUUGUACAUUGAAAGCUUGACGCAUGCUUAGCAUUACUGCUAUUCUCACGCAUUUUCCUUAUGACUAGAUUUCCAUGGGUACGGUUGCUAUGACUGUUGCAACUAAAUCCAAAAGGAGCCUUCUCGACCAACAGCAGCUUUGACAAAUCAGACCGAGGACAGUGUAGCGUAGGGGUACCAUGUGACUCUUCUGUUGUUGAGCUUUAAAUAUUUUGUCUGGAUUUAGUAUUGGUAAAUAUUCCAUCAAUAAUUGUCUAUGUGCUGAGAGUAUUACAUAUAUUUAGCACUUAAACCUGAAGGUUUCCAUGUUGGUGUUUCAAACUUUAAUAUGCAAUGUUUGACUUUUAACAUCUGUUUGUACAGUAAAAUCUAUAUACACCUGGAAAUACGCAGCUUGAAUAAGGCACUGUAAGCAGAUUAAUACAACCUAAUGGGUUGUGUAAAACUGUCAGUGUUGAGUAAUUUGUUCUGAUUUUAGACAAAGGCAGACUGAAGACCCCUGUGGAGCAUAAUGCUAUUACGAUAAAUCUGAGGUGGUGCAGGAAGGGUCAGUGAACAUUUUCCUCAAAUGUAUUUCAUAACGUCUUAAAGGCUUUACCUCUCUUGCUCCAACAUAACAUCUGUCGGUCCACUUGUUAAAAAUGAAAAUAGUUCAUUUGAUCAAUACUACAACACCUCUGCAAUUAGGAUCUGGAUUAUUUUGCUCUUUUCUGAAGGUUGGACUUGGUUUGCACUAGACAUGUGGAACACUACAGUCAUCUCAUCUCUGCUGUAAAAGCAGCACAGACUGGAUUGUCUGUUUUUGUUCUGGAAUCUCACGUUUUUGUUACAGUUGCCUGUAAAAAUAGAACAAGAGAUUGUGUAUUUCAUUUUAAUGUACAUUUUUGCAAAGAUUAAACACUGCUUAUGGUCUUGUAGAAAUUAAUAAAUUAUUUAAAGAUG
Messenger RNA from Boleophthalmus pectinirostris (great blue-spotted mudskipper), 11572 nucleotides. It is a transcript of the gene htt, whose product is annotated as huntingtin. The transcript is spliced from 66 exons. Bases 290 to 9802 code for a protein of 3170 amino acids. Gene Ontology annotation, cellular component: nucleus; cytoplasm. The record is from RefSeq and is a predicted model, not a curated record. Lineage: Eukaryota; Metazoa; Chordata; Actinopteri; Gobiiformes; Gobiidae.